Messenger RNA from Talpa occidentalis (Iberian mole), 1630 nucleotides. It is a transcript of the gene DAW1, whose product is annotated as dynein assembly factor with WD repeats 1. The transcript is spliced from 13 exons. NCBI's taxonomy places the organism in Eukaryota, Metazoa, Chordata, Mammalia, Eulipotyphla, Talpidae. The coding region runs from base 38 to 1285 and encodes 415 amino acids. The record is from RefSeq and is a predicted model, not a curated record. Gene Ontology annotation, molecular function: protein binding.
UACGCGUCCGGCCGACCCGGGUUCUGGGAACCACACGAUGAAGCUCAAGAGCCUCCUGCUCCGGUACUACCCCCCAGGAAUCUUGCUGGAAUAUGAAAAGAGUGGAGAACUAAAGACAAAAUCUAUAGACUUGCUCGAUCUCAAUCCAGGCACUGAUGUCAAUGCCUUAGUGGAAGAGAUACAAGUAGCAGAGCCUCUCAUCACAGCUUCCAGAACAGACCAAGUGAAACUCUUAAUACAGAGACUGCAAUAUAAACUCGGCCAGCACAGCACACACAAAUUCUACCUUUUUAAGGUUCUCAGGGCACAUAUAUUGCCAUUGACCAAUGUCGCGUUAAAUAAAUCGGGCUCAUGCUUUAUCACCGGGAGCUAUGACCGGACAUGCAAGCUCUGGGACACUGCCUCGGGAGAAGAGCUUCACACCCUGGAGGGGCACAGGAACGUGGUUUAUGCCAUCGCAUUCAACAAUCCUUACGGUGAUAAAAUUGCCACUGGGUCCUUUGAUAAGACAUGUAAACUAUGGAGUGUGGAGACGGGGAAAUGUUAUCAUACCUUUCGGGGCCAUACAGCAGAAAUAGUGUGUUUAUCGUUCAACCCCCAGAGCACGCUGGUGGCCACGGGCAGCAUGGACACGAGGGCCAAGCUCUGGGACAUCCGCAGCGGGGAGGAGGUGUGCACGCUGGCGGGACACUCAGCCGAGAUCAUCUCCUUGUCCUUUGACACCUCGGGAAACAGAAUCAUCACUGGGUCUUUUGAUCACACGGUGGCACUGUGGGAUGCUGCCACUGGCAGGAAGAUUUAUACCUUGAUUGGUCAUUGUGCGGAGAUUAGUAGUGCCUUGUUCAACUGGGACUGCUCUUUGAUGUUAACCAGCUCCAUGGACAAAACAUGCAUGCUGUGGGAUACUACAAGUGGAAAAUGUGUAGCUACAUUAACAGGCCACGAUGAUGAAAUACUAGACAGCUGUUUUGAUUACACCGGAAAGUUAAUUGCUACUGCUUCAGCAGAUGGGACAGCCAGGGUGUUCAGCGCAACUGCCAGGAAAUGUAUCACCAAACUGGAAGGUCAUGAAGGUGAAAUUUCAAAGAUUUGUUUCAACCCCCAAGGGAACCGCCUUCUCACCGGCAGCUCCGACAAGACGGCCAGACUGUGGGACGCCCAGACGGGGCAGUGCCUGCAGGUGCUGGAGGGCCACACGGACGAGAUCUUCUCCUGCGCCUUCAACUACAAGGGCGACAUCAUCAUCACAGGCAGCAAAGAUAACACCUGCAGGAUAUGGCGCUGACGGAGGAGCGGCGCCCAGGAGCAGACGCUGCGGCGGGCCCAGAUUUCACAGACAGAAGUAGACUAUUUUGAUAUUUCAUGUAUUUUCUUCUUUUUCACAUCAACCAUUUAUACACUGCCCUCUGCUUCGCAGAUAGGACCAUUAAAACUGGUACAGUUGUGCCAUUUCUUGAUCCUAUUUGAUGGAGAUGGCAGGAAUCAGCGUGACGUUGGACAAACGUUGCUGGUUAUUUCAAUCUUAUUUUAUGUUUGAACAACGUCAUGCAGGAGAAAUGAAAGGGACUCUAUUGCGUGUCUCUUUGGUAGGCUGUUGUCAUUUCUCUUGAAUAAAGUUUCUGGAAAAAAA